CAAUGUAAACAGGUGUCUCAAUUCACGAAAUCAAAAAAUACUUUCGCCAGUUUAAUGUUCUGGUCAGGCCGCAACAUUAGCGCGCCGAUUAUUGGUAUGCCGAACCCGCGCGUUACAUAAGAUGAAAGGUUACGCCCAGCGACGUUAGCUGUCAGCGAAGAGUUAUUUCCUUAAACUAAGCAAUAUUUGUACCUGCGGUCACCGAAAAUCCAGUUAUUACAUCGACUGCUUGAUAUGCCUCGGUACCAAAAUGUUGUCGACGAAAGUAAUCCUGCUGACUAUAUCGUGUUGCACCUGUUUAGUUACAGAAAGCACUACCGACCGCGUACCACAUGUACGCAGCUUGUCAGCAUCUCAAGAACUUACUGAAAGUUUGCAUAGAUUAUUAAGAGAUUUUGACUCGUCUGCGGAGAGUAACGCCACCAGUCCAUCUGUUCACGCCGCCGAAGGCGACAUACAUCCAGACAAGGAAACGGGAUGGUGGAAUGGACCACACGUCUGUCUUAGCCGGACCGCCACAGUGUCCGACGCUCCCAGCAAUGAUUCUGUUAACAUUGACGGUGGUUUACUAAAAGGCCGACUGGAUCGAAGCGUCUUUACAGUCUGUCGAGAAGACAAGACGAUACGGAUCUGCCGGACCGUAAAAUCUGUGAAUGCCACGGCCACCGAAAAUGUCUUGAUUACCUAUGCUUGCUGUGCAGGCUUUGCCUUGCACAAUCACACGUGUUCCUCUGACAAUAAGGAAAACAGCUCUACUAGCGAUAAUGAAUCCACACCACACGCUGUAGUACCACCGGAAACCGAAAGAGCAGACAGCAUUAAAAGUAGUUUGAGCGACGAAAAGCAGUUUUCCAGUUAUUUUCAGCAGAUGCUGAAAGAUUCAGCGAAAUCACAAGCUCUGUUUCUAAAAGCUCUUGAUACUGAUCAACCACAGUCGGUGGAAGACGCGGAAGAUGAUGACGCCCAAAGCGCAUUCCAAAGAAUGGCUCCGAAGGAGGUUGUGGACCGAUCAAAGGUCACCGAAUCGGCAUCCAGUACUGUGAAGCCAAUAUUUGUGACUACGCUGGCUCCUAAUACCAGCAGCAUAUCUCAACGAAAUGCACAUGAAAAAUUACAAUUUUCUAUUUAUUCAUCAUGAUAAAUACUGAGCACGUUAUCAAAAUUCGUUUGAGACACAAAAGUACAGUAACUUCAUAAAAACGCUAACAAUCGGACGGCAGAAAGGAAGCACCGGGAACAUCAAGGGACAGAAAUAAAUAAAAACUAAACAUAAAUAUCUAAGCAGCGCAUGCUAUCAC
Paramacrobiotus metropolitanus is the source of this 1298-nucleotide messenger RNA. RefSeq lists its product as uncharacterized. The coding region runs from base 251 to 1138 and encodes 295 amino acids. The record is from RefSeq and is a predicted model, not a curated record. Lineage: Eukaryota; Metazoa; Tardigrada; Eutardigrada; Parachela; Macrobiotidae. The transcript has 5 exons.